This is a messenger RNA of Symbiodinium sp. CCMP2592, 1740 nucleotides long. NCBI's taxonomy places the organism in Eukaryota, Dinophyceae, Suessiales, Symbiodiniaceae. The record is from the annotation of a GenBank genome assembly.
AUGUGCCCCGGUGUGGCUGCGGUUGCUGCCAACAAGAGCCCAGCCCUCAUUGCAGCAUUCACGGCUCUUCUGAGAUGGCCUGAUGUUGCCCUAGCAUCAAGAUUCGUCACAGGCUUCGCAUUGCUUGGUGAUGUGGAAGUGCCACACAUCUUUAGGCCGUUUGAUGUGACCCGUAAACCGCCCGAAUCACAACUGGGACUCCAAGCCAAGCUCGGUCAGGAUGCAGACGAGAGCAACUGUCGCGUGGCAAGGGCCCUCAAAGAGACAGAGCAUUCAUCCUUUCUCACGGAGUUCACACGUAAAGAGAUAGCUGAGGGCAUCGCAAGAGGCCCUUUUACUAAACAGGAGCUCGACGCUCAGUACGGUAAAGGUGAAUGGCUCGCCAUGCCAAGAUUCGCUCACGUGCAAGGCUGCGGAAAAGUCAGACCCAUCGACAAUGGGAAGGCAGCAGGGCACAACAGCUUCAGUUGGUCAGAUGAAACGAUCUACACGUCAUCUCCAGACGCAGUGGCAGGUGCUGCCCGCAAGUUCGCCAAACUCAUGGACAGUGAAGGCAUGCCACCAUGGUGCCAACUUGUUUUCGGAUCAGACGACAUGUCGUCCGCGUACCGACAGGUCCCUAACUGGCCAGACGAGGCAUCGGGCUUAGUCGUAGCGUGGUGGGAUGUUCAGGUCGGAGGUGUUUUGUAUGCCGUUCUUAACGGCCACCCGUAUGGCCUUGCAACAGCAGUUGUCAACUUCUGUCGCAUUCCCGCCUUGACGACCGCUGUUAGUCGUAGACUUCUUGCCAUUGCGGCAGUGUCGUAUUUUGAUGACACGGGCACAUUAGACACAGUGGCAGCCGCUGGAUCAGGUCAGGAAGGAGUGGCUCUGGUGCACAGUCUUUGUGGCUUUCGCUUGGAUCCCGGCAAGCAGCAGCCUAUGGCAGUUCAACGGUUGUUCUUAGGCGUACUGUUAGACUUUUCACAGAUGCGAGAGAAUGGCUUGAUGCAUGUAGACCUCAAACCAGGGGCGAGAGAGCAACUGGCUGCCGAGGCCAAUGCCUUGCUCGAGCUCGGAGUUUGUUCCCCAGCGCAGGCGGCCAAAUUGAGGGGCAAAUUCUCGUGGUCGUCAUCAGCUGUCUUUGGGAGGAUUGGUAGAGGGGGUCAAGGUGCUUUGGUGGACCGUCAGUACAAGGAGUCAGAUUGCCUUGGUGGAGUGCUGUUUACGCCAGGGGCACAGAAGGGGUAUGCCACGACUGUGCCACAUGAGGUGAUUCAGGCUUUCCUCCCCCGUGAAACUCAGAUUAGUCCCUUGGAGGCCCUGGCAGUGCUGCAGAUGACGCUGCUGUUCCAGCAGGACCUGGCGAAUAGGGACGUGAUAUGGUGGAUUGACAAUACUAGUGUAUGCAGUGGCCUCAUCAAAGGCGCAUCCACCGCAUCAGACUUGGCGCAACUCACGCUUGUCAUCAACCUGUUGUGGGCAUCCAUAGGGUGCCGAGUCUAUGUUGACUACGUGCCUUCCGACAGCAAUGUCGCUGACGGUUUGAGCCGCGAUGCCUUGCAGGACGCGUGGACACAGGCCCAGCAAUGGGACCUGCAGCAGGCACAUUGCGUGCCGUGGCACCUCUACAGUAGGGAUCCACUGCACUUUGUUCCGGUCAGGUUGUUUCGUUGGAGCUCUUCCUGUUUGGUUUGUUUCAUUGGAGGCACCGGGCUAUUCAAGCACCGCAUUGUGCGGUAUGUGGCGGACCGAAUCUGA